Molecule: messenger RNA, 6806 nt
Organism: Cuculus canorus (common cuckoo)
Lineage: Eukaryota; Metazoa; Chordata; Aves; Cuculiformes; Cuculidae
Product: ninein-like protein
Exons: 16
Coding region: 3876-5891 (671 amino acids)
Biological process (GO): microtubule anchoring at centrosome
Cellular component (GO): centrosome
Source: RefSeq, a predicted model, not a curated record
AGGGGGGUAGAGGUUACGCGUGCGGGACUCAGGCUCGGUCCCCUGAUAAACGCGGUGCCUGGAGGUUGGGGGGAUGGGCCCCGGUCUCUGAUUGCGCGGUGCUGUGUCUCCCUUGGAAAGCCUCAAGGGCUGGUGUCUCUGUGUUGCCCUUGUAAAAGCCCAGUGUCAUGACCCAGGAGCACCACGGGCAGUUUCGCAGUGGAGGAGGGACUGGCUGUUCACCCCAUAUCACUUUUCUGCAAGUCCAGAGAUGUCAAAUGGGGGUUGAUUUCUGAAACAGAGCUCAAAUGAGGCGGUUGGAAAAGAUGUAGAGAUUCUGAACAGAGACUGGAGAAGGACAUGUGCUUCGGUCUGCCUUUCUUCAGCUGAUGUCUCCUCCGUUUCUUGGUUCAUGUCAUGCAAGAGCUGGAUCUCUGGGCUUUUGGGCCAGAUGGUUUGGAGAUGGGCAUGCUGCACCCUUUUGUUCUCCAUUCCUAUCUGGGGUUCUAGCAGAAUUCGCAUCUUUCAUCUUUUCCCCUUUUUCUUCUCCUCCUCCAAUGAUUUUUUUUAAUCCUUGAACAGACAGUUCAACCUUGGGUACCCUAGAUGCUUGGCUCUCUGAAGAAACCCUUAAACUUUUGUGGGAAAGAGCUCUCUCCCACUUGGCAGGACACUCUUCUGGGAGUCCUGAGCUGAAAUACCUGACAUGGUGAAAUCAAGUUAUUACAAACCCAUGAACAUUUACAGUCCCAAUGUAUCUAAUGGUGUCUGGAGCCUGAAGGCAAAUGAGGUGAAAGUGAUAAAGCUCUUCUGAACACAACACUGGAGGCACAAGGGGAGUUGGACUGCUUGGACUCUAUUGUCCCUGUUGUGUUAGUGGGGCUGGCUGCACUGUUCCAUUGUUCAUACAAAGAUAAGUACAAAUACAGGGGGCUUGGUCCUCAUAGUAUGGUUUCACAGAUAGUUGUUGGAAGGCUGUUAUGGGGAUGACUGAUGUGUGCUAUGUUUUCAUUUAGAAGCCCAAAGUAGCCUGCAGCUCCUGGCAGGUGCCCAUCCCUCCCUUGAUUAUGGCUGAGGCUCAUAAUCUGGGUCCUCCUAGAGGAGGUGCGGCUUUCCUCAACUAGUGAUUGGCUGAGGGAGUUGAGCAGGGAAAGGCUGGGAGCCAGCUUGUUGAGACAGGGCUGGGAAGUGAGUUCUGGGUAGUGAAUCUGUAGAAUCAAAGGAAGCGACUUUCAAAAGUAACCAUUACCUCCCAUAAACUGCUGACACCGGUCCUGAGCUGGUGUAGCCCAGCAUGGCUGCAUUUUCUUGGGAACACUGAUGGCUUCCUUUGAAGAGGAGCUGUUCUGUAUCAUCUGACUAAGGCAGAGUUAGGUGAGAGGGGAGUUCUGGAGGCUUCUGGGCUAGUCUUCAAAACAGGGCUGACUUACAAGUUGGACCGAGUUGCACUGGGCUUGUCCAGUCUAGAUUUGACUGUCUACCAGGAUGAAGACCCCGCAGCUUCUCAGGGUCUGACCCAGGGCUGCCGCACACUCAGAAGGAAGAAUUUUUUCUGUAUGGUCAAUCGAGAUUUCCCUUUUGCAGUUUGUUCCCAUUGCUUUUUGUGCUUUUGCUGUGUGUCUUUGCAUAGUCACAGGGCCUUAAUCCUUCUUCUGUCCAACUGAAGCAGAAUUAAAGUGAUUCUUAUAUUUGUCUGCAUCCGCUACUGAUGCUCACAUUUCUGACUACGUGGAGACAAGUUUGUUUCUUUGUGUGUGCAUGGAAAUAAAACAGCAACAAUUCUCAAAAUAGUUUUUUUUUAAUUUCAUUCCCUUUGCAUUGUAAAAAAGAUGAAGUUUGUUUUAAGAAGUUGUUUGGAUGCUUUGAGCUGUGUUCUUGCAGUUAGUUUCUCUUCUUUUGUACUUGUUUUCUAAAACUCAAAGAUUUAGUCACUAAACUGGAGAGGGAUGGGAGAUGGAAAGGUAAGCUUUGAGGAGCUGCAGUUUGUCUUAUUCAGCCACAUGACCACCUCUUUCCAAGCUAUGUCAAUGGCUUUCAAGCGGCCGAGACUGUCAGCACUUCAUGGAGUGAGCUGCAAGGCAGAAAGAUUUCUUUGUGAAAAGGAUCCUGGUUGAUGGUUGUGAUCUGCAGCUCUUGGAGAUGAUUAACUUUGGAUAAGGAACCAUAAGUCAUUACCAGUUCACUACACAGGACAGUUAAUUUGUGAUUGGUGUUUCUACAACAUCCUGCUUGGGACCCAGGCACAAAUCCAGCUGUCACACUUAGAAAGGCUUCUCGGUCCAUUUCCCCACAAAAAGGAGGCUAAAGAGUGGGUUCUGCUGAGAACAAUUCAGGCCAAGAUGUUUCAUUUCACAAGGGGGUGACUUAAUAGACAUUAGUUGGUUAUCUGAGGGAGAAUUUUCCAUUUGUCAGCCAGUUUUUGGGUAUGAUAUGGAUUUCACCAACUGCACAGUGACCAAAAGGCUCCCUUGGGAGAUGCCUGAGUAGGAGCAAAUCUUGUGCAGGUGGAGUGGGAUGGUAAAACAGAACAACGGAGGGUUGCACCUCAUCGUUUUAGGGUGGGAGACAGAUGCGUAUCCUAGCAGAGGAGAAAGAUCACUCCAGUUCAUUGGCUUCAGAAGCCUGGGUUUCUCUGCACCUCUUGUGACUCAAGUCAUCCUGUUUUUAGUGCAUGGAACAAGCUUCAUCUGCAUUGUCUUUGUUUGAUGUAAAUUACUUCUUGCUUCUUACUGCUUUUGUGUCUGAGGACUAGCAAGGCAUUUGCAAAUGCUUUUGAAGUAACUGUGCUUUAAUGCACUAAGGUACUAAGGUAGAAGUGAAUAGCUGAGUAUUCUGACAGCCAGGAAAGCUCCAUCCAGGAUCCAGAGCAAAACAGCUCACCAAAAAAAAAAAAAAAAUUGUUUCAUGCUCUUUUGGCUGAAGACUUUGAGGUAACAGUUCUCUGAGGGUAGGCUUCCUUCAAACCUGGUAUACAAUUGGUGCUCUUGGAGAUGUUACUAGUUCUUAUCACCUUUCUGGGUUCUGCUUUUUGGAUUCAUCCAGGCUGAAUUCAUUGACUUUGAGGCUGACCUCAACCCAAUUUUAGCUUCUGUAUCAAACAAAACGUUGACUGGCAGUCCCAUCUGACAGUUUUCACAUGACUCUCUGAUGUGAUAUAACUUCUUAUGUUGUUCUUUCUGUGGAUACUGAGUUUUCAUGGGUUAGUAGGGAGAGCGAAGUGCAUGGUCUCUGCCUGUCGUACUGCUCCUUGUGACUGCCUUAAGGGCAGCUCAGCACAUCACUUUCCUGGCAGCUUGGUGGUGUUUUUAGAACAUUCUCCAGUAUUGAUGGACUCCUUGGAGUUUCCUUUCAGUAUCGAAAGUAGUCAGUUUAUCUCUGCCACUUCUACUCCACUGACUUACCUGAAACUGAUUUUUUCCUUGCUGUCGGAGGAGAAUGUGCUGGGAAGCAGUCUUCCUUCCAGCCAAGCUGUGGGCCCAAAGCUCUUCUCCAGAAUUGGCAGCAGCACUAAAUUUGGCAUGCCUGAACUCGUAAUUGCCAUCUGACCUCUGGAAUAGCUUAGAGGAGAUCCUCGAGGUCCCUGGUGCAGCCUUGUCUGGUGGUGGUGGUGGAUGAAGUCUGAAGCAGAGCCUUUCAGCUAUCCAAGGUGGAGGAAAUGCUGGUGUUCAGGUUCAUGAUGGGGUGGCAGGGUUUGGCCCCUACAGGGCUGGGGAAGAUCUGGAGUGGAUGUGAUCUAAGCCUGUCUGUGAGAUGAGGGCAGAUGUCUGAAAGACUGGAAGGUGGUUAGAUGGCUCUGUUAGAAGAGGGAGAAAUCGAUUUCAGUCUGUGCUGUCCUUGCAGAGGCUGAAUAGCAGCACAGAGGCACAAGUGAGCCUGGUAGCUUGGGCAACACACUCAUGGUCCCCAGGAGCAGGCUUCCACAUGCAGCCGUUACCUCCUAUGGAUGCAAACUACAGUGCCUCCGGAUCCAGGUGAGGAAGAUCGCCAGGGAGAGGGACAAGGCAAGGCUGGACUUGGAGAAAGUGGAGGGACGCUGCUUGCAGCUUGGCAGGGAAUUGGAAAAGCAGUGCGUCGUUCUCAAGCACACCCAGAGCAAGCUCAAGGAUGCUCAGGCAGAAAUAGAGGCAAAAGAGCUGCUUUUGCAGCAAGUAGUUAAUCACCAAAUAAAGGUGGAGGCGGAUACACAGUUCCUCUGGCGCAAAGAGGCCAGCCUGCAAGGGAGAUUGAACGACAGGAUGAAGGAGAACACACAGCUGCAAAACAAGGUCACAGAGAUGUCUGAGAAACUGUCAGCUUCUGAGAAGCUGGUGUUUGAGCUGCAGAAGGAACUCGAUCGUGUUGUGAAGGACAAGCUGGCCCAGAUGGAGCCCCACAGCCCAGAGCUCCCAAAUCAGAGCGAGUGCUUUGCAGAGAUUGUCUUGGAGUAUGAGCAGCAGUGCCAGGUGCUGUGGGACCAGAAUGGAAUGCUGUGGAGGGAGCUGGAAAGGCUGCGUCUCCAGCUAUGGGAGAGCGGGGCUGAGAGAGGGCUGCCAGCAGGAGUGUGCUGUUCUCCCAGCCCUCUGGUUCCCACUUCUGCAUUCACAGAGACUUCACUCUCAAUGGAGCAGCUCCAAGAGCAGCUGUGGGAUGUGAAGAUGCAGCUGGAAACAAAGAUAAACUAUUACAAGGAGGAGAUCAAGUUAAUGAGAAAAAACUUUGAGAGAGAAAGGAAGGACAAUGAGGAAAGCUUCAAGGCUGAGAUGCGCAAGAUGGAAGACCAGAAAAGAGACCUGGAAGGAACGGUGGCAAAGUGCUGGGCUGUAAUUGAUAGCCUGAAAGAGCAAAAAUGUGUGUGGAGCCUAGAGGUGGAGGAGAGGUUUGAGAAGGAGCAGGGCAGCGUGGGACAACAGCGUACUGAAGAUGUUUACCAUCCAGGGCAGCUGCUGGAACAGGAGGGAAAAGAUCUGAAGAUGCAGUGGAGUGACAGAGACAGCCUGAGGGGAGAGUUGCACCAGCUGCUAGAAGAGAACAGCUCACUGAAAAGUCAACUUGGGAGACUCCAGCAAGAGCUUAGGCUGGCAAAGGAGAAGGGCAGCAAACACAAGAAACACAUGAGUGAGUUAAGCAGAGAGAAGGUGGAGGAGCUGGCUGAAACAGCAGAGCUAAUAUUGAGUGAGAAGAGCAAGGGGGAGGUCUCCCACCUGAAUGUCAAGAUGGACUGUGAACUCACUGAGCACAAGGCUGGCCAUGGUGCUGGCCCUCGCACAGUCCAGCUGCAGAACCAGAAGCUUGCAGAGGUGGAGUGGCUACAAGGGGCAGAGGCAGCUGCAAGGCUGGAGUGCCACCAGCAGCAUGCAGCAUGUUGGAUGGAGAUGGAGCUGCUCAAACAUCAGCUCAAGGCAUUGCAGGAGAAGCUCUUAGAAGCCAAAGCAAGCCUGAGCCUUGCUCGGACUCAGCAUGCAUUGCAGUUGCAGCAGGCAAAGGCUCAGAUGAACAACAUGGUGCCAAAGAAACAGUAUGAACAGCUGCAAACCAGCUUAAGAGAGGAACAGCGCAAGGCUAAGCAGCUCCAGGAAAACCUCCACUGGCAGGCUGAGCAGGCAUGCAGGCAUCUGGUCAGGACCCAGGAGGAGCAUCAGUGUCUACUGCAGACAGCUGUGGAGCAGGCAGAGGGGCUGGAGCACAAUCUGAGGAGUGCCGAAGCUGUGCUGGCAGACAAGGCAGUUCACCUUGAGGAUGCACAGGCCCAGCUCUCCAGGAACAAACAGCUGAUCAAAGCCCUUCAUGAGGAGAAUAGGGUAUUUGCAUUGGCCCUGCAGGCAGCUGAGCUGAGGCAGAAGAGCACUGAGGAGAAGAACCAGAUGUUGAAGGAGCAAGCCUCAGCCCUGAAGCAGCUGAUUGGAAAAAUCACACCAGCAUCUCUGAGUGGGUGAUGUGGCACCUUCUGUGGCAGCCCUGCCUCUGGCCAGGGUUUGUUAAGUGUGGAAGGGGAAGGUAUGGCUGGGUUGGGAAAUCAGCCUUGUCCUCCCUUGUCUUGCCAGGAUUUUCCUCGAGAAAGUAGAAAACACAUAACCAAGGCCUUUAAGAAAAUUGGUGCUGUGUGUAGUCAUUUUUUCCCUACUAAAAAGACUAGCUUUGGUGCCUUUCUCAGUGGCAGAGUAUGCUGUUGUAAAGUGAGGUCUGUCUCAGAGUAGCCAUCCCAUAGGAGCUGCCUGCACUCUGGCAGCAUGAUUGGUGGUGGUGUUGAUGCUCCCUCUCAAUGAAGGGUUGCUGUUGGGGCCACACUGUAAAACUGUAAGGCCAGGGCAGAAGGGCUUGCAGGUUCCUGUAUCUGGCUCACUUGAGCAGGAAAGCUGUGUUGUGGCAUUAAAAUAUUUGGAACGUUGCAGCACCCCUUGCCAUCUCCAGUCUGCUCUGUAUUUCAGCAACCUCCCACAAAUAUUGCUGAACUUUUACUCUCUACAGCUCGAUUUGAGCUCUAGGAGACUCUGUUCUUCCUAAAGCCUCUUAAGGAAAGAGCCUUCUUUCAAUUUAAGCCUCCACAGCUUAAGGCAGUGAGUAGCUCCAUUAGGAAAGCCAGAUAGUUAGAGCAGCUUUUCAGCCUUGCUCCGGUUUUGUGCUACCUGGGAUCAUUAAAACACUCUGCACCGUUUCCCACCCCUACUCCACAUAGUUCUUAGGCUUUGCCUGGCAAGUGUUCUGGGGAAGGAAACUCUUCCUAGAGGGACAGGGGCACAGUCUAACUGUGCUGGGAUAAACCUGGGGCAGGCCCAUGAACCAGACCACAGUGCUUGUUCAACUCAGCACUCUGAGAAACAUCAUUUAUAGGCCUCUGAUGGAGACAAGGC